Molecule: messenger RNA, 1263 nt
Organism: Brugia pahangi
Lineage: Eukaryota; Metazoa; Nematoda; Chromadorea; Rhabditida; Onchocercidae
Source: the annotation of a GenBank genome assembly
AUGAUUUUCAUUUCUUUGUAUGCUAAUCAAUUAGAUAAUAAAAGUUUGAGACGACGAUGUGAUUCACUGAAUGGAAUAACUUGUGAAUGUGCUAAUCCAUUAGUUCAAUGGAUAAAUAAUGAAGGGAAAAUUUUUAAAAUUAAUGAAAUUUAUCAUGGCAAAGAAAUAAUCCUUUGUUAUAUUAUGGAAUUUAUCAAUCACACAAACCACUAUGAUUUAGUAAGUGAUGCACAAGGCUGUAAACAUUUAGAAGAAUAUUACGAUGUAAGCAUGGAACCAGCAUUAUUUUUAACAUUUCAAAAUAUGGAAGUAUUAAAUUUACAUUUACAACAACAUUUUAAAAUUUAUCAAUCACAAGAAAUUGACGCAACAACAGGGUUAUCAUUUGAUAUGAUUAAUGGAUUCUUUUGGUCCAAUAAUACAAAUGUUAUAGAUGAAUCAAUAUUAUCACUGAUUAAUCAAACCAAUACCACUGAUAUAUGUUUAAAAUUUUUUUUAACUUAUAAUAAAGAAAAAGGACCAAUUUUAAAAGCAAAUAAAUGCGAUGCAAUGAUAUCACAAUAUAUUCGCAUCUGUUAUUAUGCUAUAAAUUAUAUCAAGUCAACAACAAAAAUGACUGAUAAGAAAUAUUUACAAUUCAAAACAGGAAACUUAUUAAAGAAUGUAAAUGUAAAUAAUAUUUCAAAUAUCAGUAAUACUGGUAAUAACAUCGAAUCAAAUUUAACAGCAGAUUGGUCUAACGAAUGUUCGUAUCUUUUAUGGGAAUAUAAUAACAGAAAGAUAUGCUAUGUACCAAUUAUUAAAUAUUUCAAACGAACAGUAUCACUGCACUAUAAUUUAAUAAAUAAAAUGUGUUCAAGCAAAUUUCCAUGGAUAAGCGCUCGUAUACGUAAUCGUAAACAAAUUUCAAUAUUAAGAAAUUUUACAGAAUCAUUUUUGGAAGUGAAUCAAAUUCAUAUUAAACAUAUACCAAUAUUAAUUGGUUUAAUUCAUAUGAGAGGAAUGGGUUUCAUUUGGACAACCGGUAAUAACGGAUCGUAUUUAAAUUCGUGGGAUUCAUCUUAUGAUAGCUUAUACGAUGAAAUGCCAUUUUGGAUUGAUCCAACAUUUCAUCCUUAUUUGAAUACAACUGAAAUACAUUGUCAUCGAUUUGUCAUCUGGACACAUACCAAUGAUAACUAUGCACGUGCGAUACCUUGCGAAUAUCCAACAAAUGUUAAUUUGGUACUUUGCGAAUAUGAUUGUAAAAUAAAAUAUAAAUAA